CCUGCUUAAGGUGGGUCUGAUGUGGUAGUGAUCAAAUCGGGGUGCUCCUGAAGCCCACAGGGUGGGAGAAAGGGGGUGUUCCUGCAGCUGGGCAAGAGGAAGCUCUGGAUAGAUCACACCUGGGGGUUUCCUGAUGUCUCCCUGUUGCUUCCUGUGUCCUGCAGUAAGCAAAAGAGAGCUCUCUGCCUCUUGCCUUUCAUGCUGCUUGCUUGUAGCUGAUAUUAGAGGGAUGUCCAAAUACAGCUUAAAAGCAGCAGUUAUCUGGAAAGGGUUGUGGACCACACACUGCCCCAGAUCUGUUGUGCUCACAUAAUGGUGGAAUGGCUUGGGUUGGAAGGGACUCCAAAGAUAUCCAGCAGGGACACCUUCCACUAGUCCAGUUUGCUCCAAGCCCCAUCCAACCUGGCCUUGGACACUUCCAGGGAUGGGGCAGCCUCAGCUUCUCUGGCCAACCUCUGUCAGGGCCUCACCACCCUCACAGGGAAGAAUUUCUUCCCAGUAUCCCAUCUAAACCUACUCUCUUUAAUUUUGAAGGCAUUCUCCCCUGUCCUGUCUGCACCUCAGGCAAUAAGUGAUUCUUUAACCCACGUUCCCCUGCCAGCUCCGUGUGGCUGCCCUCAGUCCUUGUAGGAAAGAUUUCCCUCCUGGUCUGUUGCACUUCCAUGGGCUCAGAUAUCACCUGGAGCUGCCACUUGAGGGGACCUCAGACCCCCUCCUCAACAUGCCUUUUAUGCCCCCCCCAGCAGCGAGUUUUGCUGCCCUCUGUUAUUGCCAAAACCCUGCCACGAGCCAGAAUCCCCCUUAAACAACUUCCUCAGCAGUCUGAAGCCACCCACGUGCCUGCCCUGGGCGAGAUCCCUUGCCGUGGGCGCAACUGUGGCACCGAGGGGCACAAAGCCCUCCCGGGGGGGGCAGCGGAGCCGCCGGACCUGGGGCUGCAGUGGGGCCGUGGGGGCAGGACGGGGAGCGUGAGGGGCGGUCCGGCGGCCGCCAUGACACCCGCUCCGCCCGCCGCCAACCGGCGCCAUUUCCCGGCGGCCCCCGCGCGGGCCGGGCGCCCUCAGGCCGCGCUGCCGCCGCCGGCCGCGGCCCCUGCGGACGGAGCUCGGGGGUUGCCGCCCUGCCGUCGUUCCGGACCGCGCCCGUCCUGCCUUCGCCGGUAUAGAAACGCUGUUUGUUAUGUUCUGGAAACCCGCAGGGGGUUUCUCGGCGCUGCUCUGCGCAUGCCUUUUUGCAGCAUUUUGGAGCUAUUUCGAGCAUCACUACAGCAUUAAAAAAUCUGUUCAAAUAACGCAUGAGGCCUCUAAAUUGCUUGUUUUCUAGUGGCUGUUUCCCCAGAGCUGUAUUUGGGAGUACAAGGAGAAAGCAACUCAGCUAGGGGUUGUAUGUCUUUGCAGCACUUGAUGUGAAAGAGUUUGACUGGAGCAUGGAGCCUGUCUCCCCACUGGAAGCAGGGAUUCCUGCAGGAGAAAACUCACCUGUGCCACAGAAGAAAUUCCGUGUCUUGGUGGGGGUGACUGGAAGUGUGGCUGCUCUGAAGCUGCCCCUGCUCGUCGUGGAAUUGCUGAAAAUCCCUGGGCUCGAGGUGAAGGUGGUCACUACUGAGAGAGCAAAGCACUUCUACAACGCUCAGGAGAUUCCUGUCACCCUCUAUGGCGAUGAAGAUGAAUGGCAGGACCCACUCCUUGGUCUAGUAAUGUAUGUUUGGAAUAUGGCUUUCGAAGACCAUGACGUAAAUGAGGAAGAAGAAAGAGGCUGCCCUGAUGUACUGGAGGAUUUUGUCCCACCUCAGCAGACCCACAGCAGGCAGUGCUCUCUCACCACUCUGGAAUCAGCUACUCUGAGAGGAGUGUCAGGAAAUGUCAAGAAAGCCACUGCAGAGCUGUGGAGUGUGUUUUGUGAGGUGGGAUUGGUGAAGUGCCCGUUGUUCCCAGCGUUCCCUGUGAGGGUUUGGUGAUCUCCAUCCUGUCUCCU
Molecule: messenger RNA, 1974 nt
Organism: Pseudopipra pipra
Lineage: Eukaryota; Metazoa; Chordata; Aves; Passeriformes; Pipridae
Gene: PPCDC
Product: phosphopantothenoylcysteine decarboxylase
Exons: 6
Coding region: 1427-1957 (176 amino acids)
Biological process (GO): coenzyme A biosynthetic process
Cellular component (GO): phosphopantothenoylcysteine decarboxylase complex
Molecular function (GO): phosphopantothenoylcysteine decarboxylase activity; FMN binding
Source: RefSeq, a predicted model, not a curated record